ACAGCAGACAACAACGAAAACAGAGACAUACGUGUUUCUGUGUGCUCACAGAACAAUCACACACACAGACAGAGCUCAACCGAUGGGUAUGGCAGCUGCAUGGAUUCGAGUCAUUCUGCUAGUUGCUGCGUGCUUGCUUCCUCUAUUUGCGGAGGCCAGGAUUAGGCACUACAAGUUCAACGUCGUGAUGAAGAAUGCGACGAGACUGUGUUCAACCAAGCCCAUAGUAACCGUCAACGGAAAAUUCCCAGGUCCCACCAUCUAUGCUAGGGAAGAUGACACUGUUCUGGUUAAGGUGGUCAACCACGUCAAUUACAACGUCAGCAUCCACUGGCACGGUGUCAGACAGCUUAGGACAGGUUGGGCUGAUGGGCCAGCGUACAUAACACAGUGCCCAAUUCAACCAGGCCAGGUCUAUGUGUACAACUUCACCAUCACAGGCCAGAGGGGUACACUCUUUUGGCAUGCACACAUCCUCUGGCUCAGGGCCACUCUCCAUGGAGCCAUUGUUAUCAUGCCCAAGCUUGGUGUUCCUUACCCUUUUCCCAGACCCCACAUGGAACAAAUCAUUGUGUUGGGUGAAUGGUGGAAAUCAGAUACAGAGGCUGUCAUUAAUGAAGCUCUGAAGUCUGGGUUGGCCCCUAAUGUCUCCGAUGCUCACACCAUCAAUGGCCACCCAGGUCCUGUCCAAGGUUGUGCUUCGCAAGGAUUCAAUUUUCAAGUUGAACAGGGAAAAACCUACCUUCUGCGAAUUAUCAACGCUGCACUGAAUGAAGAACUCUUCUUUAAGGUUGCAGGCCAUCAACUCACAGUGGUUGAGGUUGAUGCAGUCUACACGAAGCCUUUCAAAACAGACACCAUAGUCAUAGCACCAGGCCAGACCACAAACGUCCUUCUCACAACCAACAGAGCCACGGGCAAGUACUUAUUUGCAGCAUCUCCUUUCAUGGACGCUCCCAUCAUAGUAGACAACAGAACAGCCAAAGCCACAUUACACUACUCAGGCACUCUCGGUUCCACAAUGACCACCCUCACUUCCCUUCCUCCCAAAAACGCAACACCAGUAGCCACAAAGUUCACUGACUCUCUCAGAAGCCUAAACUCAAACGCCUACCCUGCAAAAGUCCCCUUGAAGAUCGACCAUUCCCUGUUCUUCACCGUCGGCCUCGGCGUCAACCCCUGUGCUACUUGCGUAAACGGAAGCCGUGUGGUUGCCGAUUUCAACAACGUUUCCUUCGUGAUGCCGAACAUUUCUCUGCUCCAGGCACAUUUCUUCAACAUUAGCGGCGUUUUCACCGACGACUUCCCCGCUAAGCCUCCGGUGAUGUUCAACUUCACCGGAACACAGCCGGCCAACUUCGCGACCACAACAGGGACGAGGCUUUACAGGCUUCCUUACAACUCAACAGUCGAGUUGGUGUUGCAAGACACAGGAAUGAUAGCACCUGAAAACCAUCCAAUUCAUCUUCACGGCUUCAAUUUCUUCGUGGUUGGCAGAGGAGUUGGAAAUUUCAAUCCCAAGAAGGAUCCCAAAAACUUCAACCUCGUCGACCCAGUGGAGAGAAACACAGUUGGUGUCCCGGCGGGUGGAUGGACAGCCAUUAGGUUCAGAGCUGAUAAUCCAGGGGUGUGGUUCAUGCAUUGCCAUUUGGAAAUUCACACGUCGUGGGGACUGAAGAUGGCAUUCGUGGUGGACAAUGGUAAGGGACCAAACGAGUCUCUGCUUCCACCUCCAAGCGAUUUUCCCAGGUGCUAAGAAGAAGAAGAAGAAAGUGCAUGUAUUUUGAUUGCCCAUAAAAGCUGAUAACAAAAUUUUCUUGAAGCAAGAUAAGGAGGGGAGAAGAAGCAAGGCUUUGUAGGGAAAUAAAAUCAGAUGUGAUGUAACUUCACUUUUAUUACUGUCAUUAUUAUUUCAUUAUUUGAUAUCGCAUUCACGUUUUUGAACUCAUAUUUUCCCCUUCUCGAGUUUAUUUUUUGGUCUCCAUGUAACAAUGCAUGCAAUGGGAAAGAAAGUCCCAAGGAUUUGCAAUAAAGUUGAAUGGUUUUAAACCCUCGUAU
This is a messenger RNA of Neltuma alba, 2058 nucleotides long. Its product is annotated as laccase-4-like. Gene Ontology annotation, cellular component: apoplast. Gene Ontology annotation, biological process: lignin catabolic process. Gene Ontology annotation, molecular function: copper ion binding; hydroquinone:oxygen oxidoreductase activity. Bases 83 to 1756 code for a protein of 557 amino acids. The record is from RefSeq and is a predicted model, not a curated record. Lineage: Eukaryota; Viridiplantae; Streptophyta; Magnoliopsida; Fabales; Fabaceae. The transcript has 6 exons.